Molecule: messenger RNA, 1470 nt
Organism: Oikopleura dioica
Lineage: Eukaryota; Metazoa; Chordata; Appendicularia; Copelata; Oikopleuridae
Source: the annotation of a GenBank genome assembly
AUGAACAAAGGUCUUAUUUUCAAUAAUUUGACGCUCGUCUCGUCCGUAUUCGAAGAUGAUCACGAAGUCACGCUUGGCCAUAAAAAUGUAAAGGUCGAAGAAAGACAGAUUAACAACUUCGGCAGGAAGAAAUACGGACUGAACAUAUGCCUGAACCGUGUCCGUGCUACUCUGGCUGGAAUAAAUACUAACGAUCGAAAAAUUAUCCUCAGAGAUGGAUCCGAGUUACCUUAUGAUUUACUUGUCCUCGCGACUGGCAAGCAAUACAGUGGACUUGUCGACAAUCCGAUUCGUGGAGUAGAAGGUCUAGCAUUUAGCGAGAUCGUCAACGACAUCAGCGAAGGAGACGGCAUUUUCGUCAGAAGUAACAAUAUCAAUGCUUUAGGAUUUAUUCAGCAACUUUUGGAACGUAAAAUUCAGCCAAAUCAGAUAACGCUUGCAUGUGAAACCGACUUGGAAGAAAUUUUCGACCUUGGUGAUAUCAACAAGGAGCGCAAACUCACGAAUGGACCAGAAUUGGACAAGGUCGCUGCUCGAGUUCGAAACGAGAUGGAAGAACUUGGAGUCAAUUUGAUUGAGAAUGUCAAAGAAUACGAAAUCCUCAAGAAUGAUGGAAAGAACAUUUCAUCCGUCUGCGUUGGCGAUACCGAAUAUGAAUGCAAGCAUUUGGUCGAUAUGCUCGAGAAGUCAGUCUCGAAGACUGUUUUCAGUGCGCUCAACGAUGCCUGUCUAGUCUACGAUGGCGCCCUUGUCAUAGACAGUACUUUCUGCACAUCGAAUGAAAAUAUUAUGGCCGCUGGACCAAUGACCAAAUAUCAGCGAAGACUUUACGCAGAUGAUUGGGUUCACGAGAAAUUCAAUUCAGCCGAAGUUGGCAAGGCCGCUGCUGCAUUGAUUUUGGAUCGUGUUCUGGGGCGUAUUCCUAAGCCUGAUGUAUCUGUUCCGGUUUUCAAGGCGCCAGUUGUCACUUCUUGCAAACUUGUUGGCGGAAGACAUUAUCUAAGUUGCAAAGCGACAUAUUUUGAUCGACUUGCUGAUGGAAUGAAACAAGGACAAGCUCGUUGGAUGGUCACUUCAAACGACGAAUGCGACUCAAGAAUUCAUUUAAAUCCAUUUGGCGUCGUCGAUGGAAUGAUCUUUGUCUCUCGAGAUCCUCUCAACGUCGAGAAUAUCAUCAGAAUUUUCGGCCUCCACGAAAAGUACCUCAAGGAUCUUGUUUCUCGAUUUGACGAAGAGCUCAUUCCUUGCCUCUAUGAACACAUUACCAGUCCCUUCUUCGAUGUUAUUUCGCACGAUAGAUUCAAGGACUUGGUCCAGCAGCUUGAAGAUCUUAUCCCACUAGAUAAUGAAGACAUCAAGCCAGGAACUUCGAAAGAGCUCAAAGAAAAGUACUCGGAAGAUAUCGACCGGACUAUUUUGAAAUUUAUCAAGGACAAUCAACAGCUUCUGCCUAUGUAUCAUCUUCCUUGA